Octopus sinensis (East Asian common octopus) is the source of this 852-nucleotide messenger RNA. RefSeq lists its product as uncharacterized. The transcript is spliced from 8 exons. The record is from RefSeq and is a predicted model, not a curated record. The coding region runs from base 1 to 852 and encodes 283 amino acids. Lineage: Eukaryota; Metazoa; Mollusca; Cephalopoda; Octopoda; Octopodidae.
AUGGAGAAGAUCAGCGCAGUUUCUCAUUGUGUUGAACGAUUUUUUGAUGCCCUGUACCUAUAUAUGCAUGUAUAUGUAGGAAAAUAUCAUGAAUUCAUAAAGAACGAGUCGAGCACGUAUUCCUAUUUAUUUUCCUCUGAUAACAAACAGGCAAAGAAACCCCAGAUAAGAAUAUUCUUCAGAAACACAUACAGAUUUAGUACUGUAGAAAUUUACAGUAAUUUUGCGGAUUCAACAAUGAAAGUUACCUAUCCAUAUUAUAUGGAAUGCAAACUAAAACCAAACACAAAUAAAACAAUUUGUACCGGUGACGUAGAGAAUUCUUAUUUGUAUAUUGAUGGGAAAGCUGGAGUUUAUCGUAUUAAGUUAUUUGGAUGUCCACCACAAUUGUAUGGUAAAGACUGUAUCAAUGAAUGUCAUUGUUCCCGAGCGGAAUAUUGUCACCAAAUUACUGGAAAGUGUAAACGUGAUGGCUGCGAAGAUGGAUGGUAUGGAGAGAAGUGUGACAAGCGAACAUAUGUUAAUAUUGCUCGAGGUCAAACUACACAGCAAACAAGUAUAUAUGGAAUAAAAGGAACUACAGUCUUCCAUAAUGGAACUUGUGAAAAAAUGAAUAUAUCGAUGGCAUCCGACAAAGCAGUUGACGGAAAUUUUGAUCCUGGAUUCACGCAUAAAUCAUGUGCAAGUACUGACUGGGGAAAAGAUCCAUAUUGGCAAGUGAUGUUUGAUAAACCAUACACGAUAUACCAACUGAGAAUAUAUAAUCGAAUGGGAAAUAAUCAUUAUGUCACAGAGUCCCCAUAUUUUUACAAUCAAAACAUCAAAGUUCAAAACACAAAUCAAAACUCCUGA